AUGAACAUCUCAAAAACGAACUCAACCACUUUCCACUGUCUAUUCAAACCCUUUGCAGAAAAGCUUGACUUUGAACUAGAACCUAACAAUGAUAGUAUACCGAUAAGCGAAAAAAAUAAUGAUAGUAUUAAUCCCUUGAAAUGUGAUCAUUGUGACGCAUUUUUCAAUCAAUAUAGCAGUAUAAUACAACCAUCUUCCCUUAGAUGCCCAUUUUGUGAAAAAAUUACUCCAAUUCAAAGCUCAUUUACAAAAUAUGCUACAGAUACCAUUCAUUUAUCGUCUUAUGUUUUAGACAAAGGUAUUAUCCCUUCUUCCAAAUCUUUUCUUACAGUCUUUGUCAUAGACACAAUAUGUGAUAAACAAGAAUUAAAUGCAUUAAAAGAAAAUUUAAUCAAAAACUUAGAAAAUUAUAGUGAAAAGAAUGGGAAUAAUCUGAAUGAAAACAUGCAUUUAUACGCAUUGAUAUCGACGAAUUCCGAUGGCACGAUUAAAAUCCACUAUUCCAAUAAAAAGGACAGUAUUGUCUUUUCAAUGGACUCCUUUAAAACGAAAUAUUACUCUGAAAGAUUCAACUUUAGAUAUUUUAUAGAUAAAAUUACCAUGAAUAAUCAACUUUGUUAUUUCCAAAAUAUAAGAGAUCUUAUAAAAGAGUUGAAUAGUUUGGAAAUUACAUCAUCAAUAACAACUAGAACAAAGAGACCAAAAAGAUCGUUCGGUUUGGCCUUAUUUUUAGCCACCGUAUUGGUUACAAAAUUACAAUGCUCACAGGACACGGACUGGAACAAUUCAAUGAUUAUUUCAUUCUUAACAGGUCCUUGUACGAAGGGCCCUGGUAAAGUGUUAUCAAGAGAUUAUAAAAUAAAUAUGAGACAGUUUAAUAAUUUUAAUGGCAAUAAAAAUAAUUCUAUUAUUUCUGAUUUGAAAUCUUCAAAGAAAUUUUAUGACAAAUUAUUUCGACAUUCGUUUGGGAAAGUCGCACAUCAUUUAUACAUAUCUUCAUUAGAUCAAGUUGGAUUUUUAGAAAUGUCAUCAUUAUAUAAAGACUCUGCAUGUGUACAACAAUUCGAUACAUUUACAGGCUCCAGAUUCAUGAUAUGUUUAAAAAAAAAUUUCGAAUUGAUGAGAAAUGAUAAUGUAAUAUAUAAUUUACAAAUGAAAACUUUAAAAGUACCACAUAUUACUAAAUUAAAGUUGUUCAACGACAAAUUACUUACAACUACCUUAAUUCCCAGUUCUUUAACAAUACCUUUGGAAAUCAUCACACGUGAUGUCUCAUCGAAUACAUCCUCUGAAGAACCCAUUAUUCAAUUCCAAAUAACGUUUGAAAAAAAUAAUAGGCGAUAUCUUAAAAUUGUGACAAUCCCACUUGUGAUGAAUAAUGAAUCAAAAAUUCAAGAUAAUAAUAAUAAUAAUGAUGACAUUGGUAGUUUAGAAAUUGAACUUUAUUAUUUUUUGAAGAGUUUAUCCUUCAUACUAUUACACUCCACAAAUCCACUUCAAUUAUAUAAACCAAAUUUUUUAAUUGAGAAUAUCCAUCCAGCAAUUGUUAAUCAAUUCAACACUUUGUCCUUCUCUUCUUAUUAUAAAUAUAUUUUAAAUUCACCAUUUUUUAAUUCGGAAGGCAUUUCACCAGAUGAAAGGACAUUUUUUAUUAAUUUAUGUUCAAAUUCAAACAUAAAUAUGAUCUCAAAACUUCUCAAGCCCAAAUUAUACAAUAUUGAAAAUCAAGGAACAAGAAUGGUAGAAUUAAAUUUUGAUAAAGAAUCCUUAAUCCUUUGUAAAAAUAAGAAUGAGAAUAUUUUAGUGGAUGGUGGGAAUUUCAUUGGAAUUAUACGAAAUUCAACAGAUAAAGUGAACCCAUAUGAUAGUAUUCUUGAUAAAAUUAGGAAUGAACGCUUCCCAACUCCCAGGGUUAUUCAUUUCACUGAUGGAUUAAGCGGACCUCAAGAUCGAUAUUUAAAAUGUAAAUUGGUAUUAUAA
This is a messenger RNA of Naumovozyma dairenensis CBS 421, 1980 nucleotides long. RefSeq names its product GTPase-activating protein NEL1 (gene NEL1). Gene Ontology annotation, biological process: intracellular protein transport; endoplasmic reticulum to Golgi vesicle-mediated transport; COPII-coated vesicle cargo loading. Bases 1 to 1980 code for a protein of 659 amino acids. Gene Ontology annotation, molecular function: GTPase activator activity; zinc ion binding. The transcript has a single exon. NCBI's taxonomy places the organism in Eukaryota, Fungi, Ascomycota, Saccharomycetes, Saccharomycetales, Saccharomycetaceae. The record is from RefSeq and is a predicted model, not a curated record. Gene Ontology annotation, cellular component: COPII vesicle coat; endoplasmic reticulum exit site.